This is a messenger RNA of Trypanosoma rangeli, 339 nucleotides long. RefSeq lists its product as uncharacterized. Lineage: Eukaryota; Euglenozoa; Kinetoplastea; Trypanosomatida; Trypanosomatidae. The record is from RefSeq and is a predicted model, not a curated record. The annotation marks the transcript as partial. The transcript has a single exon.
AUGAGAAACGGAGAUGCUCUCAGUAGAAGCACAAACUCCCCUCCACCGGGGUCCACUCAGCACAGGGCCACAAAGCCCCAUAGCCCCAAUAGCAGCAGCAGAAGUAGCAACCGAGACACAUCCGCACGCGUGGAGCCGUCACCUGCAAGUUUCCCAACCGCAUUGGAACUGUCAACUGUACGCUCCCCAGACUCAUUGGAGCUGUCACCUUCACGUUGCUCAGACGCAUUGGAGCUGUCAACUGUACGCUCCCCAGACUCAUUGGAGCUGUCACCUGCUGUCAACCCCCCCUUUGAUCAGACGCAUUGGAACUAUCAACUUUACGCUCCCCAGACUCAU